GCUCUCCUCUCGAACAAGCUGCGGGGGAAGUCAAGAAGGGUUAAAGGAGGCAGACAGAGGAAGCAACACCCAUUCACAAAGCGAAUUCAAGCCGCAGAAGAGCAGGAGCGCAGCAGACACCUGCGAAAACUUUUCUUUCUUCCUCCGAACUGGUGUAGCUUUUGGCAAAAGUCCACUCGCCCCUCUUGCCUCUUUUGAUCUAAACCCGUGGCUGAAACCCGCCUGGAGAAAAGAUCUGCCCGUCGCUCUCCAUCUGUUGAUUUGAAACCCUCCCUGGAUCCUUCUUCCACCUCGUGCCAAGCGGCGACGGCGGCAGCAGCAGCAGGAGCGCAUCUCUUGACCGAAACGCACCAGCCAGCUAUGAGCUCCGAGCAUUUGGUGUACGACGUGGAGAAAGGGAGCAACGUGGUGGUGGUGCGCGAAAAGCCGCAGAAAGAGAGCCACUGGAAAUGCCUCAGCAUCUGUUCCCUCCUGCUGCUGCUGGGCGCCACGUUCGUCUUUGCGCUUUUGCAGUUUGGCGCUUUCAAGCAAUCUGAAUCCCAGGUAAGGAACAUCCAUCUAUCUAUCUAUCUAUCUAUCUAUCUAUCUAUCUAUCUAUCUAUCUAUCAUCUAUCUAUCAUCUAUCUCUAUCUACUAUCUAUCUAUCUAUCAUCUACAUCAUCUAUCUAUCUAUCUAUCUAUCUAUCAUCUCUAUCUAUCUCUAUCUGUCUGUCUGUCUAUCUAUCUGUCUAUCCAUCUAUCAUCUAUCUAUCAUCUAUCUAUCAUCUAUCUAUCUAUAUCUAUCUAUAUCUAUCUAUCUCUAUCUAUCUAUCUAUCUAUCUAUCAAUCAUCUAUCUAUAUUCGUAUCUCUGUGUGUCUCUCUCGGUGUGUGCGGGAGAGGUAGAAAGAGAUCAGGGGUUGGUCUUCCUUAGUAAAGAUUUGCCGGGUUUGCAUGAAAUUUGCAAAGACGUUCUAAAUCAUAGGUAGGCAAACUAAGGCCUGGGGACCGGAUCCGGCCCAGUCACCUUCUAAAUCUGGACCGUGGACGGUCCAGGAAUCAUUGUGUUUUUACAUGAGUAGAAUGUGUCCUUUUAUUUAAAAUGCACCUCUGUGUUAUUUGUGGGGCAUAGGAAUUUGACAUUUCCCCCCCAAAAAAUAUAGUCCGGCCCCCCACAAGGUCUGAGGGACAGUGGACCGGCCCCCUGCUGAAAAAGUUUGCUGACCCCUGAAUCUAAAUCCUCAGAGAGGGACGGAAUGCUUAUCUCCAUCACUGAAUGAUGAAAAGAGGAGCUACAAAUGGAUUAAAAUAAAUGAAUGAAAAAUAAAAUAAAUAGCUCUGAGCUGUUGGCAAUCACCACCACCACCAAUGAAUUCGUGCUAUUUUAAUUUGAGUUGCUUCCCCCCCCCUUCCCAACAAGCCCAUUGAUGGGUGCUGAAAGAUUUAGGGACUUUUUGAAGAACCAAGGCACACACUGAAUGCACUCCGUUGCCUUAUAAAAGUUAAGGGCUUUUAAAAUUAAGGAUCCCACAGCGAAUUAAAAAUAAUAACAACCAAGAUUGUGAUAUUCAAUUUUUUUUAAAAAAUGUUCACAAGGUCACAAUUGGUGAUGUACUUGAACUCAGCCCACCAUCAACUCUGGGACUUAUCACCAAAAAUGUGCCCGUUGCAGCUCUGCAGGGUAGUUAAUGUGCACUUAGCUCUUUUCUACUCUGUAGUUCUGCCUAUUUGGAAGGCUACCCCAAACACGCCUCCCACAUAUCGGACAUUCUAGCUCCAGCUCAUUUUGCACUAUCACUGUAUUGUUCAUUGUUGUCGCUACAAAUGUAUUUACCCCGUUUCCCCAAUUCUUUCUUUGUUCAGGACUCUAAGGAAAAGGGAAGCCCAUUUUCUGGUAAGUUCUUCUUAACAGCAAUUUUUUUUCUUAAGAGAAACCUUCCCCAUUCUGUCAGGGCAAUGGAUUUCGGGGUGCAAGGACUUUGGCUCAGUUCUGAGGCUGCGUACACACCGCACUUUUAAAGCACAUGGCUUCCCCCCAAAGGAUCCUGUAGUUUACUCUUAAAAAGCUACAAUCCCUGCCCCCCUUAACAAACUACAGUUCCCAGGAUUCUUAGGAGGGUGCCAUGUUCUUAGGAGAGAGCCAGCGUGGUGUAGUGGUUAAGAGCGGUAGACUCAUAAUCUGGUGAACUGGGUUUGCUUCCCCGCUCCUCCACAUGCAGCUGCUGGGUGACCUUGGGCUAGUCACACUUCUCUGAAGUCUCUCAGCCCCACUCACCUCACAGAGUGUUUGUUGUGGGAGAGGAAGAGAAAGGAGAGUGUGAGCCGCUUUGAGACUCCUUCAGGUAGUGAUAAAGCGGGAUAUCAAAUCCAAACUCUUCUUCUUCUUCUUUCAACAUAUGCUGGGUACAGCAGCCUCUCUGAUUCUCAAAACCAAUGUCUACCUUCAGCAACUGCUCAGAGGCACCAUGUGCUUAGCGUAUGCCUUUUGCACUGUGAUACACUUGCUGGAUCUUGGGGUUGUAGUCAAAUGCACAUUAGAUCCCACAAGCCGGAGGUCCCCUGGGCUAGACCAUCAGUACCUCCAGGCGAUUUUAAAAUGCUGGUUCUUCAGCAAACAGAAAAUGCUGCAGUAGCAGGUUAACCCAGCCCCGUGUGGGAUCUCUAAAGGAAGGAAGUUGAGAGGAUGCGUUGUCUGACCGUCUGUCCUCUUUUUGUCUUUGCAGGAGGGUUGCCGCAGACGAUGAAAGUGCAAGCUCUGAUGUCCAGGAAACCAGCUGCCCAUGCCCUAGGUGAGACCUAUUUUCUAAGCUGCUUGAAAGGGGUUUGUUGUGAAGAAAUGAUUACAGAGUUGUUGAGCAUAUAAAGUGCUUUAAAAUAUUGGCCCAGUUGGGUUAGGAUAAGAGAUGAUGGCUGGUCGAAACUUAGCCAUUGAACUUCCAUUUGAAUCUGGGUUCCCCACAGCCUGACUCAUCAUUCAGUCCAGGCCUCCUGCAUAAUCCAGCACUGAAACAUACCCACCAAACGGGGGACAUCCUAUUUCAUACCCUCCAACAUUCCUCUCAUGAAAAUAGAGAUGUCCCCUUCAAUAUUUCUCUGAUGAAAAUGGGGGUGUCCUAUUCCAUACUCUCCUACAUUUCUUUGGUGAAAAUAGGGAAGUCUUACCACAUGGGUGGCUCUGUGGGUUAAACCAAAGAGCCUAGGACUUGCCGAUCAGAAGGUCAGCAGUUCGAAUCCCCGCAUCGGGGUGAGCUCCCGUUGCUCAGUCCCUGCUCCUGCCAACCUAGCAGUUCGAAAGCACGUCAAAGUGCAAGUAGAUAAAUAGGUACCGCUCCGGCGGGAAGGUAAACGGCAUUUCCGUGCGCUGCUCUGGUUCGCUGGCCACAUGACCUGGAAGCUGUACGCCGGCUCCCUUGGCCAAUAAAGCGAGAUGAGCGCCGCAACCCCAGAGUCGGCCACGACUGGACCUAAUGGUCAGGGGUCCCUUUACCUUUACCAUACCCUCCAACAUUUCUCCAAUGAAAAUAGGAACACCCAGGGCUUUUUUUUCCAAUCGGAACUCAGUUCUGGUAGCUCUCAUGUGGGCGCCAUUGUCAUUCUAAGAGGACAAAGGUGGGGAUCGUGGUGAGUUCUGGUACCUCUUUUCUAGAAAAAUAGCACUGAGGACGUCCCAAGGAAAAGUGGGACAUUCUGGUAUCAAAUCAGAAAUUGGAAUGGCUUCUGUAAAUCUGGGACUGUACCUGGAAAAUAGGGACACUUAGCAUUCCGUUAAGCCUCUCUGAGACGCCAAAGCUUGGCCUUUCUCCCAUGUAGUUGCUGCCAGAGUUUGUUGGGGCCACACACACAUGAGGUUAAUAUGGUUUUGCCCAAUGGCCUGUCAAAGCAAGGAUUGGCCUCGCACUCUCUGCUCCACCAAAGCGCUAGGUCAAACCAAAAUUGCCUUCGGGGACUAACACUGAAACUUUGUAGGCCGAAGCCUCUUAGCACAUGUUGACGAACCUUCGAUGCUGACUGGUUUUUCCCUUCCCUUUGCAGCUUCCCGAGCUCACGGCCAGCAACUGUUCUGGACCACAGACGUGGCGCCCUCCAUACUUGAGAACGGCAUGCAGCUGGACAAAAGAGACAACUCCCUCGUGGUGCCUUCAACCGGACUCUAUUUCGUCUACUCUCAGGUCAUGUUCCAUAGCGACACCUGCCCGGAAUCCCCUUUGCUGCUCAGCCACACCAUCUCGUGGUUUUCCUCGCAGUUCAACAACAACGUGGAAUUGCUGAAGUCCAUCAAGUCCGCUUGUGAGGCCGGAAGAACCGCCCAGGGCCAAAAGAAUUUGUGGUUCGAAUCCAUUUACCAGGGGGCUGUCUUCAGGUUGAACAAAGGGGACCGCCUGUGGUCCAAAACCGAAUCUCCUCAGUAUCUGGACUUUGCCCAACAGGGACAGAUAUAUUUUGGGAUCGUUGCCAUGGAGUAAAAAAAAGAAAAAAGACUCUCCUGCUGUGCCAUAGUUACAACUCACUUGGUCCUCCUACUCCAUCAUUCAAAAUACAAAUUUGAGGAUGAGGAACAAGAGACUGAACCCUGAAUUGGCACCCCAGUGAAGGAGGCUACUUCUGCUCUGGGGAGAUAGGACGCAGUGUUACUUAUGUUGUUGUUGUUUAUUUUUAAUCAACCCUAUUUAUUUAUUUUUAUUUAUUUAUUUAUAUAGCCAGUGGGCGUGUGGUUGGAAGUCUGAAAGGAUGUGGGAUGCGUGCUUCUUUUGUCACACCAAUUCAGGAAAAAAAGAUGAAAUAUAGAUAACCCAGUAGAAACAAGAGUGUGGGUUUGUGAGUGUGCUUGUGUGUGUGUGUAUGAGAGAGGGAGGGAGGCAGAGAUAUGUGGUUCUGUGAGAUAUAAGUGAAUACCAAAAAUAAGGGGAGUUGUGCUCCUUUGAACCCAGCUCCAGAAACUCAGAUCAGCUGUAUAUAUAUACUAUGUAUAUCUGUUAAUAAUUGAAUAUACCGGUGUAAUUAUGUAUGUUACAUGGACUGCUCCUGAAUUUUGGGGGAGGAUGGCCCUGCGGGCAAUGUCCUCUCCCAGUUUACCAAGAAAGAGAGGAUAAAAAUUCUCUUGGUUGGUAAUGUUUACAUCGAAGAUGUAAUCUGACACCAGAGUACCUGAGCUGUUAUGGGUUUGCUCACUCUCGUGGUACAUAGCGUAUUUCAUGUUGAAAUCCUGCAUGUGUUGCCACCAAAGCGGUGAUUUCAAAAGGGAAAUAAUACCUUGUGACGUGAUGAUUUUUUUUCAAACAAUGUUGCUUAUUUAUUUAUUUAUGUG
Podarcis lilfordi (Lilford's wall lizard) is the source of this 5282-nucleotide messenger RNA. Lineage: Eukaryota; Metazoa; Chordata; Lepidosauria; Squamata; Lacertidae. The record is from the annotation of a GenBank genome assembly.